Molecule: messenger RNA, 662 nt
Organism: Trichoderma asperellum CBS 433.97
Lineage: Eukaryota; Fungi; Ascomycota; Sordariomycetes; Hypocreales; Hypocreaceae
Source: RefSeq, a predicted model, not a curated record
CAAAGACAGCGGUCAUGCCCUGCCGCUUCUCGCACGGCCGACGACCGGCUACAGUAGUCGGCAUUUCCCGCUUUUUUCAAUUGCCACCCCAUAUUGAAAAACUUUGGGCUCCAAUCCAGCACGCAGCAGCCCACACUGCUUGGAGGAGGUUGUCUCAGAGCGUUCUGCUAACGCUGUUUAUUGUCUGCCAAACACACACUAGGAGCCCCUGGCAUCUGCGACAUGACUUUUGCACCCAAAGAUUGGCGGAUCGGUUGGUUGAGGCAUGGAGCAUGCAGCCCAAAGAGCGGAGACGCAAUGCCAGAGAGCGAUCAGGGUACGGUACUGCGCUGCAUCCCGAACUGGAGAUUGCUCGGUUGUUUGAACGGAGAGCUGAGCAACGACCCGGUAGAUCAUUUCGCGCUACUCUGGCACUACCGGAGCGCCGGCUCCUGGAUAAAACGGAAAGCUAUUUUCUCUUUUGCCUAUUGCACCAUCACCGCCGGUCCGCGCGGCGCUCCCGAAUAGGCAGUAUGAGAGGCUUCCCUGCAUUAUUGGUGUGGUGCUACCAGCCGCACCAUGUUACUCUGCAAACUGACCGCAAGAAGACGGAAUUAAAUUAAACAAUCAAUCAUUACACAUGAAAACCAUACUGUACUGCGACGGGCGAAAUCGGACAAGAG